CAUAAAUCAAGCAAGAACAAUUUCAUUACUUCAUCGUGCAGAUACCAAUCUAGUCACCCUGCUUCCCAAACCAAGCCAGCCAAACUCCAGCAAAAAGCCUCUCAGUUACAAUCUUUCCGCUCCCCAUAAUAUUUUCAAACACUUUAGACAUGACGAUAAGCCUCCUCCCACCUUGGCUCAGUCUUUACAUGCACCCUUCCCUCGCCAGCAUGCGUGCUACUUCCCUGUCCGCCGUGUCCACCAUGAGGAUGGCCAUGUCCCUGCCAAAGCCCCUCAAACGGAUCCCCCAACCCCAUCUGCAUCCCCAUACCCAUCCCAAACCCGCCCCCAAAGGCCCCAUUACCACUCAACCCCUCCCCCAUCAACGGCGCACCACCAUACAAACCCGGCAUCGCCUCCUCACCAUGCAUCCCGAACGAAAAGCCCAUCUCAUCCAUCUCACUCAUAUCCCCACCUUCGAACCGCUCACUCGGGCCAGGACUCGGGCUCGCACUCGCCUCUCUGACAUACCGUGAUCUUGAAGGCGUAUUCGGCAUCGUUCUCGGCGUUGGCUGGCUUUCCGAGUGCGAAGCCGAAGCAAGGCCGAGUCCCAGCCCUGGCUCAAGCUUGAUCCUCUUCUCCCUCCGCUCCUCCGCACCCGCAUCCUCACUCUCGACCGUCCCCUGUCUGCUCCCCAUUCCAGGCUCAGCCUUCACCCUGCCCUCCCCAUCCUCCUCGUCCUUCGCCUUCCCUUUUCCCUUUCGCGGAGAUUUGUUCGAGGAUUUCUCAACUCUGGGUUUGCGCGGCGAGUUGGGUCCACGCGGUCGUCGCACGCUGGCAGUGCCGUCCAUCUGCUUCUUGAAGCGGCUGUAGCGCAUCCGUGCCGCGUGGCCGUUUGUGAUCUCUUGGCUGAGGAUCGGG
Hyaloscypha bicolor E is the source of this 900-nucleotide messenger RNA. RefSeq lists its product as uncharacterized. Lineage: Eukaryota; Fungi; Ascomycota; Leotiomycetes; Helotiales; Hyaloscyphaceae. The coding region runs from base 150 to 515 and encodes 121 amino acids. The record is from RefSeq and is a predicted model, not a curated record. The transcript has a single exon.